Messenger RNA from Capra hircus (goat), 3960 nucleotides. RefSeq names its product G protein-coupled receptor 173 (gene GPR173). Gene Ontology annotation, cellular component: plasma membrane. The transcript has 2 exons. Gene Ontology annotation, biological process: G protein-coupled receptor signaling pathway. Gene Ontology annotation, molecular function: G protein-coupled receptor activity. Bases 2542 to 3660 code for a protein of 372 amino acids. Lineage: Eukaryota; Metazoa; Chordata; Mammalia; Artiodactyla; Bovidae. The record is from RefSeq and is a predicted model, not a curated record.
CCCACUCUCAUCUCUCUAUUUUCCCCUUUCUGUCUCUAUAUUUCUCCCUUGUUGGUCUCUUGCACUGUCUCUGUUUCUCUCUGUGUGUGUCUCUGUCUUUUUUUGACUUCCUCUCUUCUUCCUCUUUCUGUCUCCUCUUCUCUAUGUAAAUCUCUAUCCUUUCUGUGUUUAUUUCUCCCACCCCUCCCCGCCACGUUCCUAUGUCUCCAUCUCUCUCUUUCUGCUCCACUCUCUUUCUUUGUCACUUGUGUGUCUCUCUGACUCUGUCUUACAUUCAAUCUCUGUCUCUAUCACCUCCCCCUGCGACUCCUCAAGGCUAAGGAGUGUGUGUGUGUGUGUGUGUGUGUGUAUGUUUCUACACACCCAGCUAUCAGCUGGUCCACAGAUCCGUGGGAGCUGUGAGGCCUUGAGGGGCUGAAGGGGCCCACCAACUCCACUUCUCUCAAGCCCCUGCCCUAGCACCUUCUCUUGGUCCACUGGCACUGGCCCUGAGACUUCGGGGUACCAUGAGAAAAGUUUGUCCCCAGGUGGCUGUGGCAGGCUCAGUUGGAUUGAACUGAGAAACAGUGCAGAGGGGAGCCAUUUUCCAGGGAGGGAGGGGGUAGAAAGACAUCCAUUCAAGCCCCACCUCUUCCAACCUCAAUCCCAUCCCAGCCCCAGCAGGAGUUCUGAGCUUCUCUGGCUUCUGCUUUCCUGCCUUUCCUGGGAAACCUGCCCUGCUAUCCUAUCACACCCUGCAUCCCCCACCCAGCCCUCAUACACUAGGAGCUCUCCUGUUUACCCCCAAGCUUUCCUGUGCCCUCCCAUUCACACACUGCCCAGACUGCUUUCUCAGCAAAUCCUACCUGAUGCCUCCAGGUGGCCCUCCCUGAGCCACUAGCCCCCCCACUAGUCCCUCAACCAAUUGAUUUGACAGCUUUUGACUGAGAGCCUACGGUGGGUUCUGCACUGCUCUUCUAGAAUGUGUGAGUCGAAAAUCCCUACCCUCAUGGAGCUUUCCUUCUAAUAGGGAGGGGCAGGCAAUAAAUCGAAAUUUUAAAGUGAAUAUUUUAUAAUAACCAUAAAUGAAGUGUAAUCUUUAAAACUGUGAAUCACUGUCUGUAAUUAUAUAAUACUUACAUCAACUAUAUGAUAAUAUAAAUAAAUCAAAACUAUAAAAAAGGUAAAUUAUGUAGUGCAUCAGAAGAGAGAAAUUCCAGGAAGAGAAAUAAAGCAGGGCAGGGGGGCACAGAGGUGCUGUUUUCUUACCUAGAUUACUACAGGAGCCUCCUAAGUAGUAUCCCUACUUCUACCUUCGCCUCACAUGGUCUAUGCUCCUCACAACAGCAAGCAGAAUCCCAUUCAAUCCUGAGUCAUAUCACAUCUUAUCUCUGUGCAAAACUCUCCCAUGGCGCCCAUCUCACUCAGAUUAAAAGUCAGAGUCCUCAAUGUGACCUAUGUGAUCUGACCUCACCACCUUGCUGAGCUCUCCUCCUACCACUUUCCCCUUGCUCAUUCCAUUCCACCUACCUCCUUAUUCUUCCUCAAAUGUACCACAUGCAGUCUCACCUCAGAGCCUUUGUUCUGGCUAUUCCCUCUACCUAGACUUCUCUUCUCCCAGGUAUCCACAUGGCUCAGUCACCUCCUCCAUUUUUUUGCUCAGAUGACACCUCUUCCAUGAAGCUUUCCCUGUCCACCUCAUUUAAAACUGUACUUCCAAAAAUAAAACAAAACUGUACUUCCUCCACCCCUGGCACUUCCUAUCCCCCUUCCCUCCUAAAUUUAGGAAUUUAUCAUCAUCUGACCUACUGUAUUUCACCUAUGUAUCUUCUUUGUUAUCUAGAAUGUCAACUUCACAAGAGCAGAGACCUUUGUCUGUUUAUUUCACAUCUGUGUCACCAGUGCCUGGCACACAGUAGAUGCUCAAUAAAUAGUUUUUCAAGAAAUGAGUACAUACAAGCAUACCUUUAUCUUUAUGUUCACACAUACUUCCCACUUCAUUUAAAGUAAAAACCCAAGUCUUUGUCAUGGCCCACAGCCCUGCAUGAUCUGGCCCCAGACCCCUCUGUGAAUUCACUUUCCACUGUCUGUCUUGCCCGCCCUGUUCCAACCACACUGAUCUUCCCACUGUUCCAUGAGUGUGCUAAACACAUUCAUUAUGAAUAAAGAAACCUAUUUAAUGAGUGGCUACUAAUGUUAACCAAAAAGAGAAAAAAAAACCCACUGUGAAAUAGAAUAAAAGCUAAUGAGGUACAUUACAUAUAGGAUCUGUACUGUUUUGUGAAACUUUGGGUUCAGCCCUAUGUGCACAUGUGCGUAUGUGUAUCAGAUUGUGAUGUAAAAUAUAUUUCUUAUUAUGGGUGGCAGUUUUAAAAGUUUGAAGAACACAACCUUUGGGCUUUACAAAGGGAGAGGAGAGCCGCACCCACAUCCCCAUCCCACAGACCCACCAAUGGAGGAAAGAGGUGCAGCCCAGCAGAACAACUGAUGGAGUCCCCUGGGGCCCAUCGCGUACUGGACUGGCUGACCCCAUAGGGUUGGGAGCAGCCCCUGCCCCUCAGUAUGGCCAACACCACUGGAGAGCCCGAGGAGGUGAGCGGUGCACUGUCUCCACCAUCAGCAGUGGCUUACGUGAAGCUGGUGCUGCUGGGACUGAUCAUGUGCGUGAGCCUGGCAGGCAACGCCAUCUUGUCCCUGCUGGUGCUCAAGGACCGUGCCCUGCACAAGGCUCCUUACUACUUUCUGCUGGACCUGUGCCUGGCUGACGGCAUACGCUCUGCCGUCUGCUUCCCCUUUGUGCUGGCUUCUGUGCGCCACGGCUCCUCAUGGACCUUCAGUGCGCUCAGCUGCAAGAUUGUUGCCUUUAUGGCUGUGCUCUUUUGCUUCCAUGCGGCCUUCAUGCUGUUCUGCAUCAGCGUCACACGCUACAUGGCCAUCGCCCACCACCGCUUCUAUGCCAAGCGCAUGACACUCUGGACAUGCGCAGCUGUCAUCUGCAUGGCCUGGACCCUGUCUGUGGCCAUGGCCUUCCCACCUGUCUUCGACGUGGGCACCUACAAGUUCAUCCGUGAGGAGGACCAGUGUAUCUUUGAGCAUCGCUAUUUCAAGGCCAAUGACACGCUGGGCUUCAUGCUUAUGUUGGCCGUGCUCAUGGCAGCCACACAUGCUGUCUAUGGCAAGCUGCUCCUCUUCGAGUAUCGUCACCGCAAGAUGAAGCCUGUGCAGAUGGUGCCAGCCAUCAGUCAGAACUGGACAUUCCAUGGCCCUGGGGCCACUGGCCAGGCUGCUGCCAAUUGGAUCGCUGGCUUUGGCCGAGGGCCCAUGCCACCAACCCUACUGGGUAUCCGGCAGAAUGGGCAUGCAGCCAGCCGGCGGCUGCUGGGCAUGGACGAGGUCAAGGGUGAAAAGCAGCUGGGCCGUAUGUUCUACGCAAUCACACUGCUCUUCCUGCUUCUCUGGUCACCCUACAUCGUGGCCUGCUACUGGCGUGUGUUUGUGAAAGCCUGCACCGUGCCCCACCGUUACCUGGCCACUGCUGUUUGGAUGAGCUUCGCCCAGGCUGCCGUCAACCCAAUCGUCUGCUUCCUGCUCAACAAGGACCUCAAGAAGUGCCUGAGGACUCACGCCCCCUGCUGGGGCACAGGUGCCCCAGCUCCUAGAGAACCCUACUGUGUGAUGUGAAGCAGGCUGGUAGGCAGACAGGCAGGGAGAAGGUCGUGGCCACCACGAUGGAGCCAGCAGAAGGGAAGAGGUAGGGCUCCAUACAUGAGCCUUUCUUUCUGAGCUCCAGCCCCAGACCCUGGAACAACCUGGAAUCUAGGCACCUUUGCCAACACCUCCCCAGGGUUAGGGACUGGGUGGGGACUGGGAAAGAUGCAUUUCUAGUCCUGUGGGGCCUGUCUCCACCUCCUCCUUCUCCACUUCUACAGUCUCUCUCUCCUCUCUCUCUCUCUCAGAAGUGACAAUUCAGAAAAAAAAAAA